Molecule: messenger RNA, 2660 nt
Organism: Humulus lupulus (European hop)
Lineage: Eukaryota; Viridiplantae; Streptophyta; Magnoliopsida; Rosales; Cannabaceae
Product: stromal 70 kDa heat shock-related protein, chloroplastic
Exons: 8
Coding region: 165-2309 (714 amino acids)
Biological process (GO): protein refolding; cellular response to unfolded protein
Cellular component (GO): chloroplast; cytoplasm
Molecular function (GO): misfolded protein binding; ATP-dependent protein folding chaperone; ATP binding
Source: RefSeq, a predicted model, not a curated record
GAGCAUAGCUUAGCUUCUUCUCUUAUCUUCUCACUAUUUCACCACACAACACAAACUCCUUCAUUUCCUUCCCACCAAACUCUUCUUCUUCCCACAGAUUAGGGUUUCUUUUAGGGCAUUUCCAGCUCCUUUCCCAAUCUUCUCUCCGAUAAAUCCUCGCCAUCAUGGCUUCCUCUACAGCUCAAAUUAAUGUUCUUGGAGCGGCAGUGCCUGGCUCCUCCUACAGGAAGCCCCAUUUCAGAAACCCGAGGACACUCUUCUUGGGCCAUGGACUCGGCAGUACGGCGUCGUUUGGUGGCUUGUCUCGUUCUGUGUUUCUGAAAUUCAGUACCAACGGUAACAGAGCCAGGAGUAUCGGACCCCUUCGGGUGGUUAACGAGAAGGUCGUGGGCAUUGAUUUGGGUACUACUAACUCCGCCGUCGGGGCCAUGGAGGGUGGUAAGCCCACCAUAGUCACCAACGCCGAGGGUCAGAGGACGACGCCGUCUGUGGUCGCUUAUACCAAGAAUGGGGAUAGGUUGGUAGGUCAGAUUGCCAAGCGCCAAGCCGUUGUGAACCCGGAGAAUACCUUCUUCUCCGUCAAGAGGUUUAUUGGGAGGAAGAUGUCGGAGGUGGACGAGGAGUCCAAGCAGGUGUCGUACAGAGUUGUUAGGGAUGAAAAUGGAAAUGUCAAGCUUGAUUGUCCUGCUAUUGGCAAGCAGUUUGCCGCCGAAGAAAUCUCAGCUCAGGUUUUGAGAAAGCUUGUGGAUGAUGCUUCGAAGUUUUUGAAUGACAAAGUGACUAAAGCUGUUGUAACCGUCCCUGCAUACUUCAAUGAUUCUCAAAGAACAGCAACAAAAGAUGCUGGUCGGAUUGCUGGUUUGGAAGUUCUUCGUAUUAUAAAUGAACCAACCGCCGCUUCAUUAGCAUAUGGGUUUGAAAGGAAAAACAACGAGACAAUCUUGGUUUUUGACCUUGGAGGUGGUACCUUUGACGUGUCAGUGUUGGAGGUUGGUGAUGGAGUGUUUGAAGUGCUAUCCACUUCUGGAGAUACACACUUGGGUGGUGAUGACUUUGACAAGAGAAUUGUUGAUUGGCUAGCUGCAGACUUCAAAAGAGAUGAGGGAAUAGAUUUGUUGAAGGAUAAACAAGCUCUUCAGCGUCUUACAGAGACAGCUGAGAAAGCCAAAAUGGAGCUAUCAUCUUUGACUCAGACAAACAUUAGUCUUCCUUUCAUUACUGCCACUGCUGAUGGCCCCAAACACAUUGAGACCACCCUUACUAGGGCCAAGUUUGAGGAGUUGUGCUCAGAUUUGCUUGACAGGCUUAAAACACCAGUUGAAAAUUCCUUAAGGGAUGCUAAACUCUCCUACAAAGAUCUAGAUGAAGUGAUCCUAGUUGGUGGGUCAACCCGUAUUCCCGCUGUUCAGGAGCUUGUGAGGAAAUUGAGUGGGAAGGACCCCAAUGUCACAGUCAAUCCUGAUGAAGUUGUAGCUCUAGGUGCUGCUGUUCAGGCUGGUGUGUUGGCUGGAGAUGUCAGUGACAUUGUGCUGUUGGAUGUAACGCCAUUGUCAUUGGGUUUAGAAACUUUGGGUGGUGUCAUGACUAAGAUCAUCCCAAGAAACACUACUCUGCCCACAUCAAAAUCGGAGGUGUUCUCCACAGCAGCGGAUGGGCAAACAAGUGUGGAGAUUAAUGUCCUUCAGGGUGAGAGAGAAUUCGUCAGGGACAACAAGUCUCUUGGAAGCUUCCGAUUGGAUGGUAUCCCACCUGCGCCUCGUGGGGUUCCACAGAUUGAGGUCAAAUUUGACAUUGAUGCUAAUGGUAUUCUCUCGGUCGCUGCUAUUGACAAGGGUACUGGGAAGAAGCAAGACAUUACCAUUACCGGUGCUAGCACUUUGCCCAGUGAUGAGGUAGAGAGAAUGGUCAACGAAGCAGAGAAAUUCUCCAAGGAGGACAAGGAAAAGAGAGAAGCAAUUGACACAAAGAACCAGGCUGAUUCCGUCGUCUACCAGACAGAGAAGCAGUUGAAGGAGCUGGGAGACAAGGUUCCUGGUGAAGUGAAAGAGAAGGUUGAGGCCAAACUAGGAGAGCUCAAGGAAGCCAUUUCAGGAGGAUCUACCCAAACCAUUAAAGAUGCCAUAGCCGCCCUCAACCAGGAAGUAAUGCAGCUUGGCCAAUCCCUAUACAACCAACCAGGUGCUGGUGCUGGUCCAGGUGCGGCCCCUGGUGCAGGGCCUGCACCUGGCGGUGAAGCCGGCCCAUCAGAUUCAUCAUCCCAGGGACCCGACGGAGAUGUCAUUGAUGCAGAUUUCACCGACAGCAAGUGAGAUGGCUUUGAAAUAGUUAGUUGAACAAGCCGUAGCUUUUUUUUUCUUUAUUUGUGAAGUGUUUAUUAAUGCUGUUUUUUGCGGGGAUUGGAUGUGGUUUUUGGCUUACAUUUCCAGCCAUUUUUGCAUCGUCGAGGAUUGAUCUUUAGAAAGAAAAAAAAGAAGAAAAGAAAAAUAGCGGAUGAAUUGAAAAUGCCAUACAUCAGUAGAUGCCCCAAAGAUAAGAAAUGUCUUGGUGUUGAAUCCGAAACGUGAGACAUAGACAUACCUAUGUUGAACAGAUAUUAUUCGGUCUUCUAUUUUUCAAAUUCAUUUAGAAUAAAUAUAUAUGAGUUAUCACUUUGUAUCGUA